This is a messenger RNA of Meloidogyne enterolobii, 661 nucleotides long. NCBI's taxonomy places the organism in Eukaryota, Metazoa, Nematoda, Chromadorea, Rhabditida, Meloidogynidae. The record is from the annotation of a GenBank genome assembly.
UGAAAUGCUUAUUAAACUUUUUGGAUGUAAAAGAAAGGAGUCAAGUAUUAAUUCGGGACAAGAUGAAGAUGAAGAAACAAUAUCCUUAAACCCUUGGUUUUAUGAAGAUGAAGAGCUUGAAAACGAAUAUGAGGCUAAACAAAUAUCUCCCUUUACAUUAGCGGCUAUUGUUUUUACUUAUUUGGCUGCUGGAGCUAUUCUACUUCCUCUACUCCAAGGAUGCUUUCAAUUUAUUGACGGCCUAUUUUAUUCGUAUCUUUGCUUUACUGCUAUUGAAUAUGGACAUUUAAUACCAGAAAAUAAUUCAUUAAUUCCUAUUGUUCUCCUUUAUAUGUGUAUUGGAUUAGUUUUGUCAACAAUUGCUUUAGAUGUCGGCUCUAAUUAUGUCCGAAGUCUUUACUAUUUGGGCAAACAAGCAACCAGUAUCGCUCAUACAAGUUUCUUUUAUGGCUCAAAAACAGUAACAGUAAAGGAUUUAAUUAGCGCGGUUGGCCAAGCUAUUGGAAUGAGUCCAGAAUCGAUGGAAAAGGUUGAUAUGAAUAGAAUGGUGGGUGAUGCUAUUGCUGUAAAGGAAGGACAACUUGAUAAAGUUGGACAGAAUUAUAUGUUUUUGGUAUGUUCUGGUUUGAUAAAGCUGGAUAUGGAACAGAAGUGCAUCUAG